Molecule: messenger RNA, 4916 nt
Organism: Patiria miniata (bat star)
Lineage: Eukaryota; Metazoa; Echinodermata; Asteroidea; Valvatida; Asterinidae
Product: max dimerization protein 1-like
Exons: 6
Coding region: 136-738 (200 amino acids)
Biological process (GO): regulation of transcription by RNA polymerase II
Molecular function (GO): protein dimerization activity; DNA-binding transcription factor activity, RNA polymerase II-specific; RNA polymerase II cis-regulatory region sequence-specific DNA binding
Source: RefSeq, a predicted model, not a curated record
UGGCGCACUCACACACACGAGUGGAAAAACAGAACGCAACGAUCGUCUGAUCGCAGCACGCACGUACAUGAGAGAACACGACAUUUCUUCCAGGUUUUUUAGCUUCCAAAUCUUGGAAUUUUACUUUCAUCCAUCAUGGCAGCGGUGGCUAUGACGAAUAUAACGCAACUACUUCAAGCUGCAGAAUUCCUGGAGAGGAGGGAAAGGGAGCACGGGUAUGCAUCUACAAUGCCAUACAACCCCGAAUCUUCGAGAAGGAAACUCAACAAAGUAAAGAGGCUUCAUUCGAACAGUCGGUCGUCACACAAUGAACUAGAGAAAAAUAGGAGAGCGCACUUGCGAAACUGUCUUGAAAGGCUAAAAGAAAUUGUCCCCCUGACGACAGAGUCGGCACGCCACACCACAUUGGGGUUACUAACUAAUGCCAAGGAUUUCAUUGCAAAUCUAGAGAGGGAAGAGCGAAAGUACCAGUUACACAAAGACAAACUAGCCAGGGAACAAAGAUUCCUGAAGAGGAGAUUGGACCAGUUGAGUGUGGGACCGGGAAGGCACAAGAUCAGACAAGACAGUACCGGCAGCUCAUCGUUAAUGUCCGACGAUUCAGAAAAAGACGACGUCGACGUUAUUGGGUACAACAGCGACAGUGACUUGAGCAGUUCAUCUGAAAUGACAGGGAGUGAUGGUGGCCUUGCAGUGAGUACCGUGAAGGAAAUCAUCAUUGUGGAACAAACCCUCUGAGGAGCUUUUACGAAUAUUCAAGCCAGUCAGGUCACGACCAUGAAUAUUCAUGCCAAAGGUCACAGACUUAUCCAAUGAUUGUUCACCACCACGUGACCGGAUUUUCAUGAAUAUUCAGGUCCUGGCAGCCAUGUUACAAGAGAGUCUGGGAUAGGUGUAUGGUCCAAACCCCUUGCGAGGUCAUCAGCCUUACAUGAAUAUUCAUCGGCCAGUGAUGAGAUCACAUUCCUGGAUAUAAAUAUGCAGUGAUCACAUCUGAAUAUUCAUGUUUUGGCAGCCAUAGUUAAGAGAGUCUAGGAUGGGUGUAUGGUAGACUGUGAAGCACAGAGCAAGCAUUAAGAAAGGUAAACCAAUAUUCACCUCAAAUCAACAAUGUUCAUCUCUUUCUGAUUGAUAUUUAUUUUAUUUAUGUACUUUUUAAUGAAUUGCAAUGAUCUCCAGGAGAAAAUAGCUUCUAUGCACAAUAGAGACUAGUUCCAGACAAUGUGUAAAUACAUGUAUCAUUCCUGAGUUGAUAAUCGGGUGAGAAAGCAUUGCAAGGACAUCAGGAUGAAUACAAACACAAACAGGACAGGAUUUGCCCCACACCUCUCCACACAGAGUGGUGCAGACGCUAUUUAUUUAUGAGUUCAGAGGGCCAGCGUUAUCACCCAAAGUGACAUCACAUGAUGGGGUCCACCGUGUAAGGACACUGUCACAUGUUAGAUUCAGGAGUUGAUAGUGGAAUCUCUCCACUUGCCAACCCCUUGAGGGUCUGGGAACUCUACAGAGCAUGCUCAGUACAGCUCCCUGAACCAUGCCUGGGAAGACCUUUGUAACAACUGCAGCGUGUAAUGAGUUGAAGCCAGACUGUCGCUGUGUGUGUACAAGGGAUGGGGGAUAAUUACACCCGCGUCACCAAAAAAAAAAAUGAAAUCAUUAUUGGAACGUUUGUGGGGGUGGAAGCAAGGAUUUAGUGGACACGAUUUGUGAGGUGUUCAGGUUUUACAACCUGACUUGCAUUGUGAAAAACAGCUGAUCAAAAUUGGAUCUGCCCAGCCAGAAAAUUGGACUGCCUGUUCCAAGGCUUUGAAAAAAGAAGAAAAUAAAAUUGAUCACUUCCCUUGGAACUUUGCCUAAAUCUAGAAGCAACCUUGCAUUGAAAACUGGAUGCGCAUUGUUAUCAAUCUCGUAAAAAGUCUAAUACCUGGAAAUGAACAGAUGAAUGUUGGAAACGAUAUUGGCAUGUAGCCAACCGUGUAAGUCACCAACUAUGCACAGGUGGCAUUCUUGGCAGAUUUCCAAAAUUGAAAAAACAGUUGAACUGUAAGUACGAAAAAACGUGAUCAAUUGCAUUGUACAAUUGCAAGGUGUUUUUGAAAUACAGGAUAGUUCACAUGCGUUAGCAUUCAUUGCAUCAUUUACUACCAGAUUUGGGCUUACGAGCACACAGCAUCGAUAGACCAAGGAAGUAUUCACAAUCGUGUUUUUGACCAGUAGUACCCUUUCUCUCUGGGCUCCCCCCCCCCCCCCCCCCCCACUGGUUUGGUCAAUGGCACAUGACAAUGGCCAUUACCCGGUCGGUGCCUUUGUAUCUCUCCCCAUGGCCAAACCCAGGGAGUGUACUCAUUACACGAUAGUGUCAUCUCUAUUUAUACCGGUUUAGGGUCCUGUUUGUCGCACCAUAAAAAACGUGGUUCUCCUUGGGCAGUAAAGCUGGCUGGCAUCAAAUAAUAUGUCUACUUAUACGCAGAGGAAACUGCUGUCUGUAACAACAUUCUCAAUAUUCUGUGAUGUCUUGUUUCAUCCUGAUAUGAAUUUGACGUUCCCGUGUUGUAAUUCUUUCUCACCGAAUUGGCAAAGUAGAAAAAAUACCUAUAACCUUUGCUUUUUUUAACAAUUGAGUAUUAUUUUCAAGUUGGGCUUAAAAGCCUUUUUUUCCCUCAAUAAUUUAAUAAUAGUAUAACUUCAAAAGUAUAAUUUUUGUUUGUUUAUAUAUUUGCUUAUAUUUAGGAUUGGGUUUUACCCUCAAUCUAACAUCGUUGAACCAUUCCAGUUUCGGAAAGCUCACUGAACAUUUUUUUUCCUCUCAAAAACAACAAACUAAAGAAACAAAACUGAAGAUUUUGAAAAUAAAUUAAAUCCAAAAGCAGGACUUGCUAAUUAGUAUUUAAGAAUAUGGCAGCUGGAACUGCUAAAAGCCUCCGGACUUUCCGAAACCUCACACAUUGGUCAGUGGCACGAGUAAGACUGAUACAAAAUCUGUUAAUUCACAGCGAUAUAUUGGCGACUAUCCAAUUCGUGUUAAUGAACACGUUGUGUCCGACCGCAACUUCAGGACAUAAAAGUGCAGAUAAGAUGCUUCUGACAGGCUUAAUCCAGCUGUCGCAUGCAGGAUCAUGUACUUGGAAUAAAUUGCAACUGACCCCGGUCGUUUUUUUUGGUCUUGUAUCCAUGGCACGGGCAUCAAGUGUCAUCCCCAUGGAUAUGGCACCAUACCGUUGGUCACUACCAUUGAUUAACUCCAUUUCUCAGGAUUUGUGCCGCGGCUAGUGGUAAAAAAUCCGCAGGUAACUUUCAACAAUGGGGAUGGAUUAAUUUAGGGGCGUUGCCGUGACAAAUGCUGUCGAUCGUCACAGUGGCAGGGAAACGACAUUCAAAAUUGUGCAUGCAUGAUAUAACUAGUGAUUUCGCUGGAAUCUACUAUGCGUACGAUUUUAUUCCCUUUGCCAGGUACAAUCGCUAGCAUUGUUACCGCAAUUCCACCUCAGACUUUGGGGGAAAAAAAUGAUGCUUGCUCUGUGUAUUUCACGGUACAUCAUAUACAAGAGAUCAACAAAGACCUCAGUGUGUUCUGAAUGCCUAGCUUUAUCAAAUGCUGCAUUAUUACGUCUUUGUAAAAGACCUAGAGGCACACACAGUCAAUUCAUUGUUUACCAAAAGAAAUGGAGAAUUUAACUUUUCAUUUGUCAAACCUCAUUUUUCUUGUCCGUAUUUUUAUUUGCGCCAAUCCAUUUGCCAAACAGGUUUGGGACCGUACUCACUGUACAUUCUGGUAUUUUUUUGGUCUUUGAAGUUCCCCUUUGAAAGAAGAUAUUUGUUUUGGUUGUGAGUUAGGAGGCAGUCCAUUUUUAAAAACCUUUAAAAAGUCAUGAUUUGUUUGCUCGUCGGUAUGUGUGUGUAAACGCUUUUAAGCCUAGAUGUGUUACAAAUGGCAGAAACUUCCUCAACAACGUUUUGACUCGAGCUUUUAAAUAGUAAUAAUUUUUUAUGAAACUUAGUAUUUAUUUUAAAACAACAUGCAUGCUGUUUAUAAUGGUGUGCAGUGCACAUAAAAACAAUGAGCACAGAAACUGUUUUGAGUUAUUUCUUAAUUUUAAAUUUUAAUGAAACCUCUGCUUUUAAACAUUUCUUUUAAAUGGUACACGUACCUUGAUUUGCACGAAAACCCUGAACGAACACAAAGCAGCUUUUUGUAAGGACCGGUUUUACGUUUAUGCAAACUGAAUAUAGCAUGUGCGUAAUACUUGGAAUGCUGAUGGUUGAGGGAGCUUUUUAGUCCGCAAUAUUGGAAGCGUUAUUUACUAACGGUCAGUUGUUGAGCCGUCAUUAUGACUCAUCUAGAGUUGACUGGCCAUUUCGCUUGAUCGUUACUGCAGACCGUCUCGCUCCCUCGCUAACCAUCCAUUGAUCCGCACAUGCUACCCUGGAGGGCACGCGACCAAUUCUGUAGAGCUGCCAGGCAGAAAUAUCGCUCACCAUUUAUUAUGAGCUUGGCAGAGUACCAGUUACAGCCCAGUAUGUCUCUAUGCAAUUUCGGCUGGUAACCAAACCGAUGCCAAACAAAACUGUUGCACUUGCAAAAUAUUUGCGAGGGAGCAGUUCCGCAGAAUUGGCCCCGUGGGAAAACAAUUAAUUGUUUUUACCGGUUCCUUUGAUGAAAACCUCUUUUACUGUUUGCAGCGAGCAAACGAUAAACGCAACUGAUACUUAUUUCAAAAAUAGAACAUGCAUAUUUUCUUGUGUUUUGUUUUUGUAAGAAAUAUAUAUAUAUUCUGGUUAAAGUUCUACUUAGGGGGUAACAGAUUAACCAAAGCAACUUCACUAUAAAAUUUUACUUACUAUUAGACAAUGGCACACAUUCAGAUUUCUUAAAUUAAAAAAACAAUACCAAGUGUCUGAUUAAAAAUAAUAUUUUA